AUGUACGAGGAUUCGUUCUCCGACAGCGACCCUCCCAGGGAGCUUGUCCUGUGUUUCGACGGCACGGGCAACACCUUCCGCGCAGAUGGCGGCGAGAGUAACAUUCUCAAGAUCUUCCGAAUGCUCGACAGAACGAAACAGAAUCGAUCUGGCAUUGGAACAGACAUCACGCCUGGUACGGUCGCCAACCUCGCCAUCCGCCCCAGCAACAGCAUGUGGACACAAAAGGCCUUUGACCUGGCGCUGGCCACCUCCUUCGACCAACACGUCAUCCGAGGCUACCGCUUUCUCGCUCGGCGCUGGGUGCCCGGCGCGAAAAUCUACCUUUUCGGCUUUUCUCGAGGUGCCUACACCGCUCGUUUCCUGAAUGAGAUGCUCGACUAUGUCGGACUCAUCUCCGCCGACAAUGAAGAGAUCAUCCCCUUUGUGUGGGAAGCUUUCACGCGGUGGAAAUUCUCGGAACGCAAGGAUCAUGCGGAACGCGCGAAUGCAAUGCGGUUUCUGAGUAUCAGUCGCGAGACCAUGUGUCGGCCGGUUGGACAGGUGCAUUUCCUGGGAUUAUUCGAUACCGUCAACAGCGUGGCAGAAUUCAACAAGGAAAGCUGCACACAUCCAAGCCCGCGCACCAUGCGGCACGCAGUCAGCAUUGAUGAGCGGAGAAUCAAGUUCCAACCCGUCCUGUUCGAGAGCCAGCUGGGCACCGGAUCUCUCAAGAGGAAAAUGAGCGUGAGCGCGUGGAGAAAGGAGGUUGGCGACGAAGGCGAUGUCGAUAGUGAUCAGACCGACUUCGAAGCGGAUUUCGAGGAGGUGUACUUCGCAGGAAACCACGGAGACGUUGGCGGAGGAUGGGUGGGCGAGUCAUGGCCUGCCAGCCAUAUUCCGCUCAUGUGGAUGGUGCAGGAAGCCAUCCAGGCUGGGCUCACAUUUGAAGAACUCAAGAUCGACAAGUUGGGCUGCCACGACCCAAUGGAGAGUGAGAGCGCAAAGAACUGCCGGAUCGUCCAGGAAGCAGAGAGAGCCAUGCUGCACGACUCGUUGGAUUAUGACUCCGGGAGAGGACUUGAAACCCUUUUUUGGCGGGUGCUGGAAUGGUUCCCAUUCAAACGACCCAAGGUCGCGCCGGACGGUUCAGUUCACAUGACUCGAUGGCACACAAGAGGCAUGAGACGGCCGCUUCCUAAGGAAGCCAAAAUCCAUGGCAGUGUCAUUCGAAGGUUACGGGCCGACCCGGAAUACAGACCUUUCAACUUAGGGCUGGGAAACAAGCCGAACGACAUGCAGAAAGCGGAAGAGGAUCGGGACAUCGGACAAUGGAGGCAAAUCGAGGGCAAUGGGUUGCGCGAUUAUUGGGUCAAAGUAUAG
Messenger RNA from Aspergillus clavatus NRRL 1, 1362 nucleotides. RefSeq names its product T6SS phospholipase effector Tle1-like catalytic domain-containing protein. Lineage: Eukaryota; Fungi; Ascomycota; Eurotiomycetes; Eurotiales; Aspergillaceae. The transcript is spliced from 2 exons. The record is from RefSeq and is a predicted model, not a curated record. Bases 1 to 1362 code for a protein of 453 amino acids.